CUUUUCCAGACCAACCUACCGUAUGCGAGGACUGAGUGGAGUGGUCGUAGUCGUUGGCCUGUGCGCUGCAGCUUCGGCUUCCCACGGCCUCAACCCUCGCCAGAAUUUCACGGCGGCGCUGUCACUCAAGACAACCUCGCCCCCUAAAGCCGCCGCUUCCACCAGCCACGAGGCCAAGUCGACUGUGGCCCCACCUACCGCCUUUGUCGACUGGGAUCACUUGUUCCCGAUCACGCAUCACGAACUGGGGAUCGUGCGCAAUGCAACCAACACAACCAACGCCACGCACAUCUCACAGAUUCUAAACGCAAACUCGACUAAAUCUACAGGCAGCAACCACUCGAACGGGACCUCCGUCAGCUCCGGGAAUGCCACUGCCGCCGACGGCACCGCUGUGCAUGGCGCGCCCCAUCACGCCACCAACGCCACUAGCCCGCACGUUCAACACGCCAACACGAGUACCGUUGUCAACUCGUCGCAUGUGAAUAAGGGCACCUCCAUCAACGCAACGACCAGCGUGACUGCCCAUCUGUCUGGCCACCACACAACCACCAAUUCCAGUGGUUACAAUGCCACGAAUUCGCCCGUGGUGCUGCUGAAUACUACGAAUUCAUCGAGUCACGUGAUUGGGGGGAACAACAACACGUGGACGCCCAUCAACGCCACCAAGCAGAAGACCAACGCCACGGGCAACGCGACCGACGUCAUUCAAGUCCAUUCGACAGUGUUGAAUUCAACCAAGGCGACGACGGCGGUACCCCAUCCUACGACUCAUUCGUUCCGAACCACGAGCGCGCCACGCACCACGGCAUCCCCUACCACCACUAGACUCCAUGCCGCGACUGGAGCCCCCACAACAACUGUGCCGCGUACUACUGUUGUUGUUGUGCCUGUGACCACGACGGCGGUCGUCCAGGUGGCGUCUGUCGUGCACGCCAGCGACGUGUCGGCCAAGAAGGAAGCAUCCUUCAACCAGAUGUACACGACGGCCUUUGUGAUCGUCGGGUGUGUCGCCGCGGCAUGCGUCCUGGCGCUGGUCGUGCUUGUGGUCCGCCGGCGCAACGCGUGGGUGCCCCAUGCGGUCCCGACGACUCCACCUGCGUCCGACAAGGAUAACUUCCCUCCGGCCCCGACCCCCGUGAACUUUAACACUGAGAUAGUCAUCGCAUAAGGCGAGCCCGAGUAUUUAAGAUAGCUGUGGUUCUGCAGGUGCACGUUUCGGCUAAAAAGGACGUAAAAAAGUGUGAAAAUUGACUGAAAAAAAGGAUAA
This is a messenger RNA of Aphanomyces astaci, 1270 nucleotides long. RefSeq lists its product as hypothetical. The record is from RefSeq and is a predicted model, not a curated record. The transcript has a single exon. Lineage: Eukaryota; Oomycota; Saprolegniomycetes; Saprolegniales; Verrucalvaceae. Bases 23 to 1171 code for a protein of 382 amino acids.